ACCCGUGUCCUCACAGAACGGCGGCGCGGGCCAGAAGGGUACGAGCGAAAGCAUCCCAGACUCAGGACCGAUCAACCGGACCCCGCGGGAACCACGAACCCGAAAACAGCGGCCAACGCUACAGACGACGACAUGCCCAUCUGCACCGUGCUGGAGAAACGCAACGGCGAGGUGGUGGGAGCUGAGCUGAGCUGCAGCGUGCGGGAGGAGAACAGGGCUCAGAGGGAGAGCUACAGCGCCGAGUGGCACAACGUCAGCCUCAAGACCCGGCCUCAGGACAGCCAGACGGUGAAGAUGAACGACGACUCCCGCCGGGAGACCAUGACCCGGCAGUGGCAGGCCCGCGCGCUGGUGCAGACCUGCCCCUCGGGCGUCUUCAGAGUGGGCACGCUGGAGACGGGGGUGAGGGAGCACCAGCUGCUGCCCAAGAGGCUCACGCUGCCCCUGCCCAUGUUCUCCCCCGCCGACCUGGGCCUCCGGUUCGGCCGCGGGGCCCCGCACGGCGAGGAGGACCUGAGGCCCUUCCCGGCGCCAGACGGCGUGUGUCCCACCAAGAGGUCCGUGGACGAGAUCACCAGAGACCUGCCCCCGGUCAAGCCCACCUUCCUGGAGUUCGCCAAAGCGCCCAGAGACCUGGGCCGCUCCAUGUCCCAGGAGGCCCAGAGGGGCUGAAGAGCCACCAGGGCGGAGGGGGACGGCGGAGAAAGGAAGAGCAUGACAAGAUGUAUAUAGAUUUAUCUCUAGUGGCGUUUGCCAUGAAUCCUAAAAACUGUAGAUCUUUAGCACUUUCUGUGUUCAGCACAGUCUAAAUGUCACGCUUGGUUAUUGUUGGCAUUCGGUGGUCAGUGGGAUUAUGGUGAUGUGAAUGUGUUUGCAUUGUGACAGGCGGUGGGGGGGGGCUCUCAGCUGUGCCCUGGGUUAAUCUCUGCCUCUUCUGGACAGCUGGCCCCUCCUUAUCUGCUAAUCUCCCCGUGGAGUCGCCCGUCGGGAGCCGUGGGGGCAAACGCCCCCUAGUGGCGGAUCAGGGGGUUGCGUGACGCGUGGAUCAGGAGGUGAAGGCGAGGAGCGACGUAGACGGUGACGGAGGGGGAAAAAUGACAAACUGUGACGAGGGAGAGGGCUACGCUCUCCCCAGACCUCAUCAGUGUGUGUGUGUGAGCAAGCGUGCGCUGACUGAAACACUGAUUGUGCAACAUGUGAUCCUGCCUCUUAGUUCACACCAGCUUGUGUUUAAAUGUGGCAGAGGAGCAAAAAGCGUCACGAAAUGGAAGCGUGUGAAAUGAUACUGAAGUAUUUGUCUGUUGAGAUAUUUAUUAUUUUUAUAAAUAAAAACCUUAUCACUCA
Betta splendens (Siamese fighting fish) is the source of this 1344-nucleotide messenger RNA. It is a transcript of the gene tcap, whose product is annotated as titin-cap (telethonin). NCBI's taxonomy places the organism in Eukaryota, Metazoa, Chordata, Actinopteri, Anabantiformes, Osphronemidae. Bases 133 to 672 code for a protein of 179 amino acids. The record is from RefSeq and is a predicted model, not a curated record. Gene Ontology annotation, molecular function: structural constituent of muscle; titin binding; titin Z domain binding. Gene Ontology annotation, cellular component: Z disc. Gene Ontology annotation, biological process: cardiac muscle contraction; detection of muscle stretch; skeletal muscle contraction. The transcript is spliced from 2 exons.